Messenger RNA from Angiostrongylus costaricensis, 900 nucleotides. Lineage: Eukaryota; Metazoa; Nematoda; Chromadorea; Rhabditida; Metastrongylidae. The record is from the annotation of a GenBank genome assembly.
AUGUUAUGCCUUUCUGGACUCCUCGUGUUUCCAUUUCUUGUCGCCGAAGCGGUUUGUGCCGGAGACGCUACCGUACACCUACGAGUUCAGUUGAUCGCGGCCACUUUUGUAAGCUGUGGUUUCGCCACUAUCUUACAAACAACGUUCGGGUUACGAUUAUGCGUGCUUCACGGUCCGGCACUAGCGUUUCUGCCACCUCUUUUAGCUUAUAAAGCUGACUGUCUGUUCACAGAGGACGACACCGUAUCCGGAAGUUUAUUCAUUGCCUGUAUUUCAUUUCUGGUGAUUGGUGGUACGGGAUUGGCCGGUGUUGUGGCUAAAUUGAUUGGACCAAUCACGAUCGUUCCACUGAUGAUCUUACUCACAGCAAGCAUUGUUCCAACAAUUGAAAGUAAAUUAUCUCUUCAUUGGAUUUCGCUGGUUAUGCUUGCGUGUGUCGUGACUAUGGCAGUCUACUUAGAGCACCUUCAAGUACCGAUUCCUUAUUAUUCAUUUAAUAAAAAGCGAGUUAUCACAGCGAAAAUCCGACUUUUCGGGCAAUUUCCAUACCUAAUGAGCAUUUUGUUUGUGUGGUUCAUUUGUUAUCUGUUGACAAUCACUGGAGCUGAACCUGUCGAUGGACAAGCUCGAACUGAUAGGAACAUUACAUUAAUGGUGUUACGGGAAUCGCCGUGGUUCCAGGUUCCUUAUCCCGGCAAAUUCGGAAUGCCACGAUUCAAUACGGGUUUGUGCCUUGGAUUUGUUGCGUCGUGUCUUUCAAGUGUUAUCGAGAAUAUUGGCUCAUAUACUUUGUUGGCUCGAGUCUCACGACAAAGGUCACCGCCAAAGAAUACUGUGAAUCGUGCCAUUAUGACUGAAGGUGAACGUUUGUACCAUUUCAAGCCUAUUAUUUCAAGGUAG